GCAGCCGCCCCCCGAACCGGCCGCCGCCGGCAGCGCUGCACGCAGGAGGCACGCAUCACCACCGUCACAUUCAUUCGACUUCAAGUCUUCCGACGGCAGCCACAGCAGCACAGCCACCAGCCACCUCGCCGCAGCAUCAGCAGCCGGCUCCUGCACGUCGCCAAGCACACCCGUUGCCUUCCUUCACUCCGUCAGAAUGUCUGCCGCUCAAGUCCCCGCAGUCAACGGUUCCGCCGGAGGUAUGGGCCUCGAGUCCGUCAACAAGAUCACUCAGCUGCCCGUCGUGGAGAGCACCAUCGGGCUCGCCUCCGACAUGUACAGGAAGGUCAAGGACUCUAACGCGAUGGUGUCCGCCGCCCUGGGGGCCGCGGAGAGCGCGGGGCAGACGGCCGUCAACAAGGCCGUGGAGGUGGGGCGGCCCGUGGCGGCGCGCCUGCACGGCCCCAUCCAGCGCGUGGACUCCGCCCUGUGCACCGGCAUCGACUACGUCGAGAGCAAGGUGCCGGCCGUCAAGCUGCCCCCCAAGGAGAUGUACGACCGCGUCAUGGGCGCCGUGUGCUCCGUGUGCGGCUACGGCAUGCAGAAGAUCAACGAGGUCGGCCAGCUGAUCGGCAAAACCGCGUCCGCAGCCAGUGAGUACUAAACCCCCUGCGCGACUU
Frankliniella occidentalis (western flower thrips) is the source of this 659-nucleotide messenger RNA. RefSeq names its product perilipin-1. Gene Ontology annotation, cellular component: cytosol; lipid droplet. Gene Ontology annotation, biological process: lipid storage; positive regulation of triglyceride storage. The record is from RefSeq and is a predicted model, not a curated record. NCBI's taxonomy places the organism in Eukaryota, Metazoa, Arthropoda, Insecta, Thysanoptera, Thripidae. The transcript is spliced from 3 exons. Bases 197 to 643 code for a protein of 148 amino acids.